Molecule: messenger RNA, 704 nt
Organism: Papaver somniferum (opium poppy)
Lineage: Eukaryota; Viridiplantae; Streptophyta; Magnoliopsida; Ranunculales; Papaveraceae
Exons: 5
Coding region: 188-451 (87 amino acids)
Biological process (GO): mRNA splicing, via spliceosome
Cellular component (GO): precatalytic spliceosome; U2 snRNP
Source: RefSeq, a predicted model, not a curated record
CGUUGAAUGGGGAUAGUAAUUUAUAUCCCCCGUUAGAAAAAGUAUCCCCGCGUUCGAUAUUUCCCCAGCAUUCUUAUUUUCCAUCUCGAAUCAUUUCUGUAACCCAAGUGAUAUCUUCUGGUGCCCUGCUUUUUUUGUUGUAGCAGAAUAUUGAAACUCUUAUCUAAUUUUUCCUAAAGAAUCAAAUAUGCAGGCGAGUGAUAGGUUCAAUAUAAAUUCCCAGCUUGAGCAUCUCCAAGCCAAGUAUGUUGGAACUGGCCAUGCUGAUCUUAACAGAUUUGAAUGGGCGGUGAACAUCCAGCGCGAUAGUUAUGCAUCUUAUGUAGGUCAUUACCCCAUAAUGUCUUAUUUCGCCAUAGCGGAUAACGAAUCGAUUGGAAGAGAGCGUUACAACUUUAUGCAGAAAAUGCUGCUGCCCUGUGGCCUGCCCCCUGAACGAGAAGAAGAUUAGGAAGCGUCUUUACUGGUGUUGAGAUAAAACAAAAACAUCAGCUUUUUAGAUGCUUGCAUCUUUGAGGUUCUGUAAGUCAUAUGUAGCCCACCGGCAUAUGUUUUGAGACCAUUUCAUUGACUGUCUGUUGACUAGAUCUAUUUCUUCAUGGUGUGUAUUUAGAGUGUCUUCUGUACUUCUUAUGUGGGGUGAUGUUUACUAUUUGCUCAUUGCUAAUUAUCCUAGACAUGUUCUAAAUAUGCACACACAAAAA